Messenger RNA from Lagenorhynchus albirostris (white-beaked dolphin), 1692 nucleotides. It is a transcript of the gene RNF166, whose product is annotated as ring finger protein 166. The record is from RefSeq and is a predicted model, not a curated record. The transcript has 6 exons. Gene Ontology annotation, biological process: ubiquitin-dependent protein catabolic process; protein polyubiquitination. Gene Ontology annotation, molecular function: ubiquitin protein ligase activity. The coding region runs from base 69 to 782 and encodes 237 amino acids. NCBI's taxonomy places the organism in Eukaryota, Metazoa, Chordata, Mammalia, Artiodactyla, Delphinidae.
GACGCGCAGGCCGGGCCGGGCCGGGCCUGGCCGGGACAGGGGCGGCGGCGGCGGGCCGGGCCCCGGGGAUGGCGAUGUUCCGCAGCCUGGUGGCCUCGGCUCAGCAGCGGCAGCCGCCGGGCGGGCCCGCGGGCGGCGACAGCGGCCUGGAGGCGCAGUACAGCUGCCCCAUCUGCCUGGAAGUCUACCAUCGGCCCGUGGCCAUCGGCAGCUGCGGACACACGUUCUGCGGGGAGUGCCUCCAGCCGUGUCUGCAGGUGCCAUCCCCCCUGUGCCCACUGUGCCGCCUGCCCUUCGACCCCAAGAAAGUGGACAAGGCCGCCCACGUGGAGAAGCAGCUUUCGUCCUACAAGGCACCCUGCCGGGGCUGCAGUAAGAAGGUGACACUGGCCAAGAUGAGAGUGCACGUUGCCUCCUGCGUGAAGGUCCAGGAGCAGAUGGCCAACUGUCCCAAGUUCGUCCCUGUGGUGCCCACGUCCCAGCCCAUCCCCAGUGCCGUCCCCAACAGGUCCACCUUCGCCUGCCCUUACUGUGGUGCCCGCAACCUGGAUCAGCAGGAGUUGGUGAAGCACUGCGUGGACAGCCACCGCAGCGACCCCAGCCGCGUGGUGUGUCCCAUCUGCUCAGCCAUGCCCUGGGGCGACCCGAGCUACAAGAGCGCCAACUUCCUGCAGCACCUGCUCCACCGGCACAAGUUCUCCUACGACACCUUCGUGGACUACAGCAUCGACGAGGAGGCCGCCUUCCAGGCCGCCCUGGCCCUGUCUCUCUCCGAGAACUGAAGGCGUGGCCACUGGCCCAGGCCUCCCGCCUCAAGGGACACGCCCCGCCAGCUCCUGCGGCCCAGGCCUGCCUGGGAAGGCGCCUUGAGGGCCAGGUGGAGCCUCACUGCUGCAGGAGGAGAGGCCGCGUCCCUGUCGCUCUGAGCAGGUGGCCUCGGGGGGCCGGCCACUGGGAUGGAGUGUGGCCACUGUGUCUCAAAGCCAUGAUGUCCUCCCUGCAGAGAGGACCCUUCAGGCCCUGCCGCGUCCACAGGCCCCCGCACUGAGCAGGGAAGCGCGGAGGGGGCCCCGGCCCAGCACCUGGCAACGCUUCCCUGUCGCGUGCUCGGUACUGGCUUUUAUGAUUCCUAGAGGUUCCACACUUUUCUAUAUUAUCCGGUGUGAUGACCUUUUCACAUUUUCUAGAGCACAGACAGAGCAGUUGCCCUUCAUAUUGCAAUAUCCGUGUCUGACUAGGAAUAAUAGUAUUUUUAUGGAACAUUUACAGAAUUAUAUUUUUUAAAAAAACAAUAAAAAACGAACGGUUGUGGGAUGGGGAGGAGAGGAGAGACAGGGCAAUCGCUGUGAGCAGGGACCGAGGUGGCCACGUCCCCAGGUCACCUCGCUGUUCCCCAGGGUCACUGGGAUAAUCACGGGAAGAAAUCGCAACGCCCAGCCACUUGCAGCGGCGCUGUGUCUGCUCCUGGCCUCCCGCCUGGGUCUUGGCCUCGGCCCUGCUGUCCCUGGUCCAAAGCCGACCACCUCGCGCCCCCAGCAGGGCCGCCCCGGCAGUGGCAGAGCGCGGGGGCCGGGGCAGUGACCAGAGCUCACAAGACGCUCAUUGGCACCCUCGUUUGGCUCGUGCCAUAAAUUAUUGCUGUCUUUUAAAAAAAUUUAAAUAAAAUGUCUCAAAGCAUCUCCAGCGGCCUGG